AUUUUUCGCAGUAGUAAUAGUAUAUAAUUUACUGUAAAGCUUACCCCUCACAUAGAGAUGAUUCUCAUACCAAAUAUAGCCUUUGCAUGCUGGUCCCCAACAGAGGGCGCGGACAACAGAAUGACAGGUUGUCAUGGAGAUGUCAAACCCUGUUUCCAUUAACACUAGUUAACUAGCAUAAUGUAGCAUAGCAUAACUUGCAUGUUGAAAGUAAGAUAAUAACAAUGCAAAUGGAGCUCACCAGAGAGAGCUGUUGUUGCAGUAAUGUCGUCAUGCAGAGCAAAAGAUGAAGACAAGAUGAAGUGUGAAAAUGAUGUCAAUGGCCACAGUUUUGUUAGUUCCUCAACAUCGGAAGAGGAGGAUGAGUUUGAGGAUGAAGAUGAGGCAAUGCAAGAACAGACAGAAGAAUACAAAGAGCCAGGGCAUGUGAACAAGUAUGAAGAUGCCACUGGUGCCGCACAGUUGCCAAAAACCACACAGGUCGUUUUUGAGAUCCAAUCUGGGCGGUCUGUGCCUCGUCUCUGUGAGCCACGCCACCUUUAUGGUGUCUCUGGACACGUGUCGCAGACCCACUCUCGCUGGCCAAAGGAGUGUGUGGUUAUACAAGAAGACAUUCAUCAUAUUGAAUGGACACCUCCUUCUCCUGAGCCUUUUUGUAUCCCAAAAUCUGAUGAAGGGCCCCUAUACCAGAAUGUGGAGGAAGGCACUCUUGUUUAUGAUGCACAAGCAGGUAAGGAGUACUACUUUUCAGGGUCUCGUGCAGGGGGAAACCGUUCACCUCUUCCGCAAGCCUCUAUACCGCUCUCUGGGCCUGAUGACACCACACUUCUUUUUGAGGGGCGCUUUGAAAGUGGCAACUUGAUGUCUGCACACAGAAUUGGGCAGUUUGACUAUGAACUCAUGCUCAGGACUGACCUCUACACCAAAAAGCACACACAGUGGUUUUACUUCAGAGUGAGGAACAUGCGGGCAGGCGUACCUUACCGCUUCACCAUCACCAACCUGCUGAAAUCUACCAGUCUCUAUGAGAAGGGUCAGAAACCCCUGCUGUACUCGGAGGAGAAAGCCAGAGCUUCUGGUGUGGGUUGGCACCGUGUGGGUCAUGAUGUGUCCUACUAUCUUAACGGGCGCUUCCACUUAGACUUGCCCUGUUUCUCCCUCUCUUGGGGCUUCUGCUUCCCUUAUGACCAAGACACCUGCUACCUGGCACACUGCUACCCCUACACUUACACCCAACUGUGGGAACACCUCUCAGAGAUAGAGCGCAAACCCAGGCUCUCCUCUUUCUGCAAAAUACGGACACUCUGUCGUUCACUGGCAGGUAAUUUGGUGCCAGUGCUGACAGUGACCAGUCCCUCUGAAUGGGAGGCAGCACAUAAGCCAGCCAUAGUGGUAACGGGACGUGUCCAUCCUGGUGAGACCAACAGCUCCUGGGUGAUGAAAGGUAUCAUGGACUUCCUAUUGAGUGACACACCUGAUGCAAAACUGCUCCGAGACGCUUUCAUCUUCAAGCUGGUUCCUAUGCUGAAUCCGGAUGGUGUGAUCGUAGGAAACUACCGCUGCUCUCUUAGUGGCUGUGACCUUAACCGCAGCUACAGCUCCAAUCUGACGGCUUCUUUUCCCACUGUACAUGCGAUGCGGACUAUGGUCCAUAGGUUGUGUGAGGAGCGUGAGGUGCGGAUGUACUGUGAUCUCCAUGGACACAGCCGUAAACAGAAUGUCUUCACCUAUGGCUGUGCAAGGGCAGCUGACAAUCAGCUGCAUGAGCGAGUCUUUCCCUUUAUGCUGAGUAAGAAUUGUCCUGACAUGUUCUCCUUUCAGACCUGUAAGUUCAAGGUGCAGCGAAGUAAGGGCGGGACUGGUCGCAUAGCUCUGUGGAAACUGGGAAUCCUUAACAGCUUCACAUUAGAAACCUCCUUUUGCGGCUCAAGCAUCGGUCAACAGAAGGGAACCCAUUUCAGCAUGACAGACCUUGAGAAUUUGGGAGCUCACUUCUGUGAUACACUGCUUGACUACUGCGAUCCUGACAGGACCAAGUACAAUAUGUGUAUAAGAGAGUUGCAGGAUGCACUCAGACAAGAAACCCUCCUGGCUCUUGCCUCUUCUCAAGCAGAAGCACCACAAAGUGAUGACGGCAGCACCAGUGGAUCUAACAGCUCUGACUCUGACGGGCCUCCAGCCCACCUUAAAGCCUUAAAGAUGAAAAGGUCAAUCAAGUCCAAGAAGCAGAGAGACUGUUCUUGUCUAGUGAGGCAAGGAGAGGAAACCCCCGAAGAGAAAAAGGAUGGUGAUGUCAAAGGGGAGGGUGAAUAUACCUUAAAGCCUCUACGAGUUCCUCAGCAUAUGCUCCGGAGAAGAAAACGGGAUACUCCACGCGAGCCCACUGAUGCCAACACAAAGAUGUCUGUACUAUAUUUGGUCUUUGAUAAAGAGAAGGGGUCAAUGAAAUCAAAGUCAGAAUACUUGCGUCAUCUGAUGUCAGGCUACAUUAGGAGCAGGAUACAGCUGGGGCUGGGAAACAGUCUGAGUGGUUUGGACUUAGGUCCGGUUCAGGUGUGCGUCCAGCAGGAACAGAGUGAGUCCUCCAUCACUCCAUCAUCCUCCAUCACUCCAUCAUCCUCCAUGUCCUCAGGGGUGCCAAGAAAAACAAACCAUGGUAGGUGGACCAGUCAAGUGUGAGCAUAUUUUUUUUUAUUUGAAUAUUCCUCAUAGUAUAUAAACAUCAUGAAUAGUUGAUAUAAACACAGCAAUAAUUUUAAAGGUAUAGCUAUAUAAUUGAAAAUUGACAUUACUUGAACCCUG
Clupea harengus (Atlantic herring) is the source of this 2802-nucleotide messenger RNA. RefSeq names its product cytosolic carboxypeptidase 2. Lineage: Eukaryota; Metazoa; Chordata; Actinopteri; Clupeiformes; Clupeidae. Gene Ontology annotation, molecular function: metallocarboxypeptidase activity; zinc ion binding. The record is from RefSeq and is a predicted model, not a curated record. Gene Ontology annotation, biological process: proteolysis.